Messenger RNA from Fragaria vesca subsp. vesca, 3242 nucleotides. RefSeq names its product clathrin interactor EPSIN 2-like. Gene Ontology annotation, cellular component: endosome; plasma membrane; clathrin vesicle coat. The record is from RefSeq and is a predicted model, not a curated record. The transcript has 14 exons. Gene Ontology annotation, biological process: endocytosis. Gene Ontology annotation, molecular function: phospholipid binding; clathrin binding. Lineage: Eukaryota; Viridiplantae; Streptophyta; Magnoliopsida; Rosales; Rosaceae. The coding region runs from base 116 to 2881 and encodes 921 amino acids.
GUAACAGAACAGAUCCCCAAUUCUUAUUCUUUUUUCUCCUUUCUCUCUAUUCUUUCCAAUAAUCGCGUCGGUCAAUCGAUCAGGUUGCUGCUGUUGAAUCCGAAAACGAGCUGCCAUGAAGAAAGUCUUUGAUCAAACUGUCAGGGACCUAAAGAGAGGGGUGAACAAGAAGGUGCUUAAAGUUCCUGGUAUUGAACAGAAGGUUCUUGAUUCUACUAGUAAUGAGCCAUGGGGUCCUCAUGGAUCACUUCUUGCUGAUAUUGCACAAGCCACCAGAAACUAUCAUGAGUACCAAAUGAUUAUGGCCGUGAUUUGGAAGCGGCUUAGUGAUACUGGUAAAAAUUGGCGGCAUGUCUACAAGGGUUUAACUGUUUUGGAAUACAUGGUGGCUCAUGGGUCUGAGCGUGUCAUUGAUGAUAUCAAGGAGCAUGCAUAUCAAAUAUCGACAUUGUCCGAGUUUCAAUACAUUGAUUCUAGUGGAAGGGACCAGGGAAGUAAUGUCAGAAAGAAGUCUCAGAGUCUUGUGGCUCUUGUCAAUGAUAAGGAAAGGAUAAUCGAGGUUAGACAGCAAGCAGCUGCCAACAGGGACAAGUUUCGCAACACACCGUCUACUGGUGGAAUGUAUAGGCCUGGUUCUUACUCUGAAAAAUACGAAGAUGAUCGUUACGGAGGCAGGGAUGAAGAUAGGAAUGGUUAUGGGUAUGGAAAGGACAGAGAAUGGGGCUCCAGGGAUGACGACCGGUAUGGAAGAUCUGGGGAUUCAUAUAGUCGUGAUGGAGAUCGUUAUGGCAGAGAAUAUGAUGAACGCAAUGGCAGAGAAGGUUACAGAGAUGAUGAUUAUCGUGGAAGAAGCCGAAGUGUUGACGAAUACCAGUAUGGCUCUAGAAGUAGAAGCUCUGAUAGAGAGAGAGAGCGUGCAUAUGAUGAUGAUGGUCAAUAUUCAUCUCGUGGCAGUGGUGCUAGAGCUGAUGAUCAGUCUCAGGAUGGAAGGCUAAGUAGGAAAUUUUCAGAACAAAACAUUGCUCCUCCUAGUUAUGAAGAGGCUGUCAGUGAAACUCGAAGCCCUGUUCAUAGUGAGAGGGAUGCUGAGCCUCCAGCAGUUUCUGCUCCCAGAGCUUCUUCUCCACCUGCGACCAGUAAUCCUAGCCAAGCAACCACUGUUCAACCUCCUCCUCCUCCUCCUCCUAUGGCUUCUUCUCCUCCGGCAAGCUAUAAUCCAAGCCAAGCAACUAGUGCUCCAAUUACCUCUGCAUUGCCCGCAAAACAGGAACCAGAGCCUUUUGAUGAAUUUGAUCCACGUGGUUCUGUUUCGGGUGGUCCAUUUGGUUCUGUUUCAGCUGCCCCAACUACUUCAAACAAUGCUGAGAUGGACUUAUUUGGUUCCCUGUCAGAGUCAUUUUCUUCAAACUCAUUGGCCAUUGUGCCAACUACAUUUUCUACUACUACAUCUGAAGUUGAUGGCCUUGCAAAUUCUGCUCCAGUGACCACAUUUAUGGCAACUCCUCCAGUCUCUGAUGUUAUGAAUCAGUCUUUUGAAGAUCCAUUUGGUGAAUCCCCCUUUAAAGCUCUCCCUUCCACUGAAGCGGCGCAAUCUCAACCACAGACAUCCACUUCGGCGGACUCUUUCCCACCGACCACAAACCAGAGUGCAGAUACAGUCUCCAACUUUCCUUUUGGGGACUCGUUUUCAGCUCUAACUUAUUCUCCAGCAAACUCCCAGUUUUCAACUCAAGAUCUGUCCACUGAACACCAGAACACUGACAUUCUAGCUGAUAUUCUCCCACCUUCUGGAGCUUCAGAGCCAUCAUUUCCAGGUUCAGCAGGUCAACCUUCACAGCCAACUACAAAUAUGUAUGGGAACUUCCAACCACAGCCAGGAUCUAUGGUUCCUCAGACUCAAACUGGAUUUUCUGGACAACAUGGUGGUGGGGCUUUUCCUUCACAGGGAGGAUCUACAGCACCUAUCACUUCACAUGUAGCUCCUCAAGUGCCAGCAGGACAAACUUCACAGUAUAACAAUGGAAAUUUUAUAUCACAGCAAGGUGGAUAUGCAGCUCCUAACAGUGGAAACUACUAUUCACAGCAGGGAGGGUCUGCUGGUCCAAUGACAUCUUACAUGGCUCCUCAAACGCAAACUGGACCAGCUACCCAGUAUGGUGGUGGAAGCUAUGUUACGCAACAAGGUUCCAUCACCUCACAGGUUUCACAUCAAGCUCCAAAUGGGCCAGCUCUGCAACAGAACAUUCUUUCUCAAGGAGGAUCAAAUGGACUGACAUCAACAACAGGGGCACUAGCUUUAGUUGAACAACCACCUAAAGACAAUAAGUUUGAGACCAAAUCAGCAGUUUGGGCCGAUACACUGAGUAGAGGGCUGGUGAACUUGAAUAUAUCUGGAGCUAAGAUAAAUCCGUUAAAUGAUAUUGGAAUUGAUUUUGAUGCCAUAAAUCGGAAGGAAAAGAGGAUGGAAAAGCAGCCAGCAACUUCUGCAACAUCUACUAUUUCCAUGGGUAAAGCUAUGGGAUCUGGUUCUGGUAUGGGCCGUGCCGGUGCAGGUGUUCUUAGGGCUCCAGCAACCCCUAUGGUGGGUUCCGGUAUGGGAAUGGGUAUGGGUCUGGGUCCGGGUCCGGGCAUGGGUAUGGGUAUGGGCAUGGGUCCUGGUGGAGGAAUGGGCAUGGGGGGCUAUGGAGGCAUGAAUCAACCCAUGGGUGCGGGAAUGGGAAUGGGGAUGAACAUGGGUAUGAAUAUGGGGAUGGGAAUGAAUAUGGGCAUGGGCAUGCAACCGCCAACUGGAUUACCUCCCAGGUCGAACGUGCCCAGUGGUUAUAACCCUAUGAUGGGCCAAGGCGGUUAUUCUCAGCAACCAUACGGCGGCUACCGAUGAAAUUGAUUAAAGAAACUGAGGACUGGAAUGGCUAGCCAAGUUUUACUGUUAAAUUUUACACAAUUUACAUUUAGACCAAUAUUUGGUAUACAAGGUUUUAUUUGUAAACAAGAGUCCUGUAAUCUUAUGUGGCCCAGUGUGAUGUAUUUUUAUCUGUCCUCUGUAAUUCGAUCGUCUUCUUUCAAUGGGUCACAAGAGCUCCUUGGUGCAUUGGUGGUGGUUUCACCUGUUGUCCUGUUUUUGUAUUAGAGGAGAUAACCGUUCUCAGGUUAUCAUGUCUGUUUCCUUUGUGAGAAUAUUCUUUCUGUCACUGGUCUAUAUAUAGUAGUCAGUAAUAACAUGAACUUUUAUUCUUUCCUUC